AUGCCAUGGAGAGACCGCCAGAUGAAUGGCUGCUUCACCUUCGAGAUGUGCUGUAUGUUCGAUGGAAAGCUCGGAGAGAGAUGCUGGACUGCUGCUUCUUUUUUUACCUUCGAGCGAUGCUGUGCUUUGGCAAUUGAUUCGGAUAAUCAGCGCCACAUACCGUACUGGCACUCGAAGCAGGUGUUAGUGAAGCUUCGAUCCUCCGCUGGUACUGAAGGCAGCAUCUUGAAGCUGCACCAGGAUGUACCCGGAACGUUUGAAGGCGAAUGGCAGAUCUACCAGCCAGACAGGGUUCCACUUGUCCUUUGGGAAUCUGGCUACAUGAUGAUGCGGUGGAUGGAAGAAAGGGCCAUUGCUUCCAGCAUGUUCCGGGGACGCCGCGUGCUUGAGCUGGGGGCUGGUAUCGGGCUUGCUGCAAUUCUGGCAACUCUUCAUGGCGCCAUUGUGGUGGCUACGGAUGCUUCGGGCGAAGCAGUUCAGCUCAUCCGCAGGAACAUAAACACAAAUCUUGAUAGUGGUCAAGCUGCCAAGAUUCACCCACUCCGUCUGGAUUGGACAGGGAUUAUUGGAGGCUCUGAUCUGGAUCCAGACGUGGGUCCCAUGUCAAGGAAGGCAUUGGCUAGACAGAGGCUUAACGAUGCCGGCGUGACGGGGAACUUCGACAUUGUGGUAUGUGCGGCUCUUGGGUAUGUAGAGGUGCUGACAUUUCAUUCUUUGCUUGGCAUCCUUGAUCUAACCACAGACAAGGACACUACUGUACUGUGGGGUGCUGGCAAAGAGGCCACGAUCCACUUGAACAGAUCCUGGAACCAUGAUGAAAAGGCAGUCGCGUUGGCCAAGGCAUUCAAGAUCGUGACCGAAUUAGGAGAUGACCGACCUCCUCACCUGAAUCUGUACGAGUUACGUCGACGAGCUUCGUGGAGAGAAGCUCCAGUUUUUGCGCGUACGAAAAAGAGAACAUCAGUGCAGAUUGGAAUGAUUGUAAUCUUUCGAGACGUAGCAGGCAAGCGUGGGAGAAUUAUUUUUUACAUUGCGGUCGCCUGGGGGGUUCGCAUUUCCACCGAAAAUCGAAGACACGUUUUGGAGACCCAUGGUCAUGAGGUAUAG
Symbiodinium pilosum is the source of this 1107-nucleotide messenger RNA. The record is from the annotation of a GenBank genome assembly. NCBI's taxonomy places the organism in Eukaryota, Dinophyceae, Suessiales, Symbiodiniaceae.